AUGGAUCGUGAUUUACAUACCAAAGAACGAUUUGUAAAAUAUCUACGCGAACGAUAUCAAACUAAUCCUGCAAAUUUACUUAUUAUCGAUGAAUUUGAACAAAACUACCGACCGGCUUCUGCGGUCUGGUGGUACACACGAGGUUGCUUCCUCUUUCAAAUGCUAAACCGAGCUCUUCGAGUUAUGGAUAGUGAUAUAAUAAUUAAAAUGAGUUUCUUUUUAUAUGAUCUUCAUCAACAACUUGAACAGUUGCAUAGUUCUCAAUCAGUCACUUCUAUCCCUGGUGUAGUAUACCGCGGUCAAGGAAUGACUCGAAAUGAUUUUGACAAGCUUCGUAGAGAUAUUGGUGGGCUGAUAUCUUUCAAUGCAUUUACAUCGACGAGUACUGAUAAGCAAGCCUCUUAUUUUUUCUGCCCAAUACCACCACAAGAUCCUGAUACGGUACCUAUUCUAUUCGAAAUGACAAUCGAACCAUCUCUGCAAUCGGCAACAUUUGCCUUGCUGAAUAAUGUCAGCUACUAUUCAGAUAAUGAAAAUGAAGUCUUAUUUUCCAUGCACACAGUCUUUCGCAUUGAAAAUGUCGAAAGCAUUGACGAUGUUUUUUGGCAGGUUAAACUGACAUUAACCAAUGAUGAAGAUCCAGUUCUUAAACGUUUAGGUGAACGAAUAAAAGAAGAAACAUUGGGAUCUACUGGAUGGAGCCGUUUGGGACAGCUACUUAUUCAAAUGUGCCAUUUUAAUGAAGCCAAGGAAGUCUAUCUAACAUUGAUGGAAUCAUUAUCAUGCGAUGAUUAUGAAGGAUUGGGAAAUUGCUAUCAUCAGCUAGGAGUAGUAUCGAGUGGAAAAGCCGAUUACAUUGAAGCUCUGCAUUGGUAUCAAAAAGCAAUUGAGUUUUAUAAACAGGAGUCUCCAGAAAAUCACAUUGCGAUAGCUUCUGUGUACAAUAAUAUCGGUGCAAUCUAUUACAAAACUGGAGAAUUUGCUAAAGCUCUUGAAUUCUAUGACAAGACUUCAAACAUCUUCCAUAAUAUUCUUUCUUGGAAUGAUCCAGCACUAGGUACACUUUAUAACAACAUAGGCUCAGUGUGUGAGUCGUUACAAAUGAACACAGAAGCGCUUGAAUUUCAUCAAAAAUCAUUACAUAUUCGGCAGGAAAUUUUACCACCGUUUCAUCCAAGUUUAGCUAAAACCCAUCGAAACAUCGCUGCUGUAUAUGAAAGGUUAGGAGAGUUUUCUAGAGCAUUGGAAUUUUAUGAGAAAGCACUUCAAAUUCAAGAAAAGUCACUCCCGCCAAAGCAUCAUGAUCUGGCUACAACUUACAAUAACAUCGCUACAGUUUAUGAUAAUAUGGGAAACUAUACAGAAGCAUUAAAGUAUUAUGAACAAGAUCUUCAUAUUGCUCUUGAAAUAUUUCCUAAUCAUCACCAAACUCUAGCAGCUGUUCAUCAGAACAUGGGUGCAGCUUACGAUCGAAUAGGUGAGUAUUCAAAAGCGCUUUGCUUCUUGCAGAAGUCACUAGAAAUUCGUCAGCGAUCACUGCCUGAUGACCAUCCUACUAUGGCUCCAAUUUAUAAUAAUAUGGGAUCGGUCUAUGAUCACAUUGGUGAAUCUUCGAAAGCAUUGGAGUAUUAUCAAAAAGGACUUGAUAUUUACCAAAAAAUACUCCCAUUAAAUCAUUCUGAUUUAGCUGCCAGUCUCAAUAAUAUCGGAUCUCUUCAUGAUACUAUGGGUGACUAUCCGAAAGCAUUGGAGUAUUACCUAAAAUCACUGGAUACCAAGCGAAUAUCUCUACCUUUGCAUCAUCCAAGUUUAGCUACUACCUAUAGCAAUAUUGGAGCAGUAUAUGAAAAUAUGGGAGAUUAUUCAAAAGCUUUGGAGUUCUACGAGAAAUCCUUGGAUGUGUAUAAUCAAUCUUUCGAUAAGAAUCAUCCAAAUUUAGCUGUUAUCUACAGUAAUAUGGGUCACCUGUAUGGGAAAAUGGGAAAAUAUUUAGAAGCACUUGAUUUCUACGAUAAGUCAUUAAAAAUUCAUCGAGCAAUGUGCAGCUCUAAUGACACAAUCGAAUUAGCUACUCUCUAUAAUAAUAUUGGAUUGAUAUACAGUAAUAUCGAUGAGCAUGCGAGAGCUCUUGAGUACUUUGAAAAAUCUAUGGAAAUUAAACAAAAGAUACUUCCUCAAAACCAUGCCAGUCUAGCCACAACCUAUAACAAUAUCGGUUUAGCCUACGAGGGUAUGGUAGAAUAUUCAAAGGCACUUGUGUUUUAUCAAAAAGAUCUUGAGAUCAGUCGAGCUACUCUUCCAGCGAAUCAUCCUGAUAUAGCCACAACAUUGGGUAAUAUUGGAUCCUUAUAUUGCGAAAUAGACGAACACUGGAAAGCAUUAGAUUACUAUCAAAAAGCUCUGGCUAUCGCAGAAAAAUCGUUACCUUCUGAUCAUCCGGAUCUACAACAACAUAGAGAGAACCUAGAGAUUCUCAAGCACUAUUUGCAAGAAGUUUAA
This is a messenger RNA of Rotaria sp. Silwood1, 2499 nucleotides long. NCBI's taxonomy places the organism in Eukaryota, Metazoa, Rotifera, Eurotatoria, Philodinida, Philodinidae. The record is from the annotation of a GenBank genome assembly.